Molecule: messenger RNA, 6018 nt
Organism: Miniopterus natalensis
Lineage: Eukaryota; Metazoa; Chordata; Mammalia; Chiroptera; Miniopteridae
Source: RefSeq, a predicted model, not a curated record
UUGCAAAGGAAACCCGACCUGAGUGAGAUAAUGUAAUGUUUUAUCUUGUUUCAGAGCCACCAACUAUUACAGAAGCAGAAUUUGAAGAUUCUUUGGCAACAGAUAAUUUCCUUGUGGACUACUUUAAUGAAUUUCUAAGCCUUCCAACCUUUUCAGAGGCCAUUAGGUUUAAUGCGGAUUAUGGAGUGUUUGAAGUAGUUAACAAUGCUCCACAACUUCUGGAAAAGCAGCUGAAAAAAAUUCUAUACAACCAGCAACCUCGAAAUCCCAUUUAUGAUGUUGUAAGGAAGGGAAAGAAUGACAAUAAACCUGUUCAGAUGAACACCCCCUAUGAGGAUGAGACCAUUAAUGUCAACUACAGUAUUAUGUGCCUCAGUCGUGAACAAGGUAUUCGGUGGAUCAAAAAAGAAAGACUCCCGGCAUUUCUGGAAAGCGAUUGCUAUUUUGAAUACAGGCUAGCCAAGUUGAUUUCACAGGUGAGAUGGAGUGGGUCAGGCAUGAACAUCACACUAGAUACAGACUCUUCUCCCUGGGUCCUGAGAAAACCACCCACCCCACCGCCGCCUCCCACUGAAGACGACAAUGUCAUCAUCAUGAAAAAGUUCUACAUUUCUCUUGGCGAGGCCUCCUUGUCGCAAACGAAAGACUGGUUUACAUUAGCGAAACAGAGCCAGCAAACGGUGGCCACCUUUUCAUUACCGUCUCCUGCGCUCCACAGUCAGAUCACACCCUCUGGUUCUGAGAGCUUUAUCUUUGAUGAUGGAGUUCACCCCAGGACGAAAAAGGACCCACCUAAAACCACGGGAUUAAUUUCUGAAUUUGAUGAAGAAGAGGAGGAAGGGUCUGUAUCUGUCCAAGACACACCUUCUCAUGCUCUUCUGAGAAUAUACCUUGAAAAGCAACCGGAUGUUGGUGAAAGCCGGAUAUUGCAUUUCUCAACAUGUGAAGAAUUUUUGAGAUCUUAUAUAACCUUUGUUUUGGCAGUAGUAAUUCAUCAGAUCAUUGGAGUGCCAUUUAGAGAAGGCCCAGAUUAUAUAAAUUUCAACAAUGUUGCAGAAGUGGUAGUUGAUGAGUCUCCUGAGCCUAUUCCUGGCAAGAACGUGGAGUCAAGUGAAACAGUUCAACCCACAAAGGAAAUGUUGGAAGAGACAAGUUCAAAGAGUGAGAGCAUCCAGUCGGAAAGCAGGGCUGAUUGGUGUAUUUCUCACAAAGCUUAUGACAUUGGCAAUAGAACAGAGUUCGAAAGAUUUAAGAAAUUUAUAAAAGGAACAUUAGGGGAGAGAUAUUGGUGGCUAUGGAUGGAUAUCGAGAGGUUAAAAGUUCUUAAGGAUGCUGAAAGACAUCAAAGACACCUUGAGAAGAUGAAGAAAUGCUACCUAGUGAGCAGUGGAGAUUGCUACCUUUCUGCAGAAAUCUUAACAAAAUUGAAGCUGCUAGACGGGUCUCAGUGGAAUAAAGAACACUUAAGAAAUAUUCAGACUGAGGUUGUAAAACCCUUACUUCUGUAUUGGGCUCCGAGAUUCUGCGUCACUCAUUCAUUCGCAACAAAGCACGCCAGUGCUGAACUGAAGUUGUGGCACCUCCGCCAAGAGAAGCCAAGGAAGGAUGUUGACCCCUUUCCACAAAUGGCCACCCUUUUGCCAUUAAGACCUAAAUCUUGCAUUCCACAGAUAUCUGAUAUGCAGAAAGAAGAAACCAGUUUAGUUCAACCUCCUAAAUCUCCCAGGAAACCACCUCCAGCAACUCAAAAACCCUGGAAGAGCGAGACUUGGUAUUCAGUUUCUUCCAAGGACAGCACGACUGAGAAAGGGUCCAGGUUCGUGUCAGAAAGCACCCAAGUUAUUCGUUUAACAUCUUAUACUGACAUUUCUGAGUGUCUGAAGCCCCAGCUGGAUAGAAGAUUCACUUAUACGGAGGAACCGCUGGUUAAAACCCUGGCAGAUGGUGCCUUGGGAGGAUUUGACAUGGAAAAUUUAUUGCAAUCUUUGUAUGUAGAAAAUAGAGCUGGAUUCUUCUUUACUAAAUUCUGUGAGCAUUCAGGGAACAAGCUGUGGAAGAACUGUGUGUACUUCUGGUUUGACCUACAGGCUUAUCAUCAGCUUUUCUACCAAGAAACACUUCACCCUUUUAAAGUAUGCAAGCAAGCCCAAUAUCUUUUUGCCACGUAUGUCGCUCCUUCGGCCACUCUUGACAUUGGACUCCAACAGGAAAGGAAAAAAGAAAUUUAUAUGAAAAUACAGCCACCAUUUGAAGACCUUUUUGACACAGCCGAGGAAUAUAUCCUGCUGCUGCUCCUUGAGCCCUGGACGAUGCUGGUGCAGUCAGAUCAGGUGUCUUACAGACAGGUGGAGCUGGUGGAAGAAACUCGACAGCUAGACUCCAUAUACUUCAGAAAACUCCAGGCUUUGCAUAAAGAGACAUUUUCCAAGAAAGUUGAGGGCACUACUGGUGGAACUGCAACUGGUAUUCCCUCACAUCCUGAUAUCUCUAAACAAACAGAGUACUGGAAUAGUGUUCCUGCAGAAUAUAGGCAUUUUAAUUUUAAUGAUCUGCUUAACAACAAGCUGGAGUUUGAACAUUUCCGUCAGUUUCUUGAGGCUCAUUCUUCAAGCAUGGACCUUAUGUGCUGGACAGACAUUGAGCAGUUCCGAAGAAUAACUUAUAAAGAUCGAAAGCAAAGGGAUGCAAAAUCUAUAUAUAUUAAAAACAAAUACCUUAAUAAAAACUAUUUCUUUGGACCUAACAGUCCAGCUUCUCGGCGUCAGCAGGAUCAGAUAAUGGGUUUAAGUGGUGGCUGGGGGAAGAUUCUCCAUGAGCAACUUGAUGCACCUGUUCUCAUCGAAAUUCAGAAGCAUGUCCUAAAUAGGCUAGAAAAUGUGUGGUUGCCUUUGUUUCUUGCAAGUGAACAGUUUGCAGCACGUCAAAGGAUAAAGGUACAGCUGAUAGAUGUAGCUGAGGAGCUCUUACUGCAGAAACAUGAAAGGAAAAUUGGGAUCUGGAAGCCGGUGGAGAGUAAAUGGAUCUCUUCGUCUUGUGAAAUCAUUGCUUUUCGUAAGGCAUUACUGAAUCCAGUUACCUCGAGACAAUUUCAGCGGUUCGUGGCUCUAAAAGGAGACUUAUUGGAAAAUGGGGUGCUCUUUUGGCAAGAAGUACAAAAAUAUAAGGACUUGUGCCAUUCUCAUUGUGAUGAAUCCAUCAUCCACAAGAAGACCAUGACUAUCAUCAACUGCUUUAUUAAUUCCAUCAUUCCACCAGCUUUGCAAAUUGACAUUCCGGUAGAGCAAGCCCAGAAGAUUAUUGAACACAGGAAGGAGUUAGGACCAUAUGUAUUUAGAGAGGCACAGAUGACAAUUUUUGGAGUUCUGUUUAAAUUUUGGCCUCAGUUUUGUGAGUUUAGGAAGAACUUAACUGACGAAAAUAUUAUGAGUGCUUUAGAGAGAAGGAGAGAAUAUAUUAAGCAGAAAAAGAAACUGGCAGCCACAGAAGAUGAGAAAUUUUCAAAGGAUGGAAUCAAAUAUGGUACAGGUAUUUCAGGAACUGCUACCAAAUCAGCUGCUUUGACCAGUGACCUGUCUUUAGCAUACGGCCAACAGCCAACCUGGUGCUACUCAAAGUACAUAGAAGCCUUAGAACAGGAAAGGAUUCUCAUUAAGGUUCAAGAAGAACUGGAAAAGAAGUUGUUUUCAGGGGCACCAUCUUUAACAAAUGUUAAGCCUACUUCUUCAGGUGGGUCUUUGAAGAAGACCUCAUCUUCCCACAACAUCCAGAAGUGACAGCAUCACGUGGGUGCAGACCUGAUGUGAGAGAUGCAAGGAAAUUCUUUAAACCAAAUUUAAACUGACAUGGAAGCUCAAGUGAUUCUUUGAUGGUUUUCAUUAGAGCAAGCCGUCCACCUAAAUAAAGUUUGGCUUGUUUUACUCCCACCAUUUAAAAAUUAUAGCUAUUCUGCACACAUGACAUACAGCCUAUAAAAAAUUUGAAAACUUAUUUAGGAUAAAACUACUUCUAGCUAGGUUAGAAAGUUAAAAAUGUUUUGUUUAUUAUGGAGCUUAAGGAAGUAUCAUGCUCCUCAAGUAAUUUUUCAACAAAUAUUCCAUGAGCAUUACUAUAGUUGGUUAGCAGAUAUAUUUAACAGGUGGUUAGGGAACAGAUAUUCCUAGCAAUAAAAUUGGCCCAAAACAUAAAGGGAAGAGCCUUCCCCACCCCAUCCCUAUCUCCAACUCUAAAGGAACCAUAUAUUAAAACAGUGGUUCUCAAACUUUAGUGUACGUAAGACUCAUUUGUGACAUUUGCUAGCAAUGCACUCUCUGAAUGUCUGACUCAGUAGUUUUUUGGCAGGACCCAGGAAUUUCCCUCUUUAACAGACAUCCUAGGUGAUUCUGAUUCAGGUGUUCCACAGGCCACUCUUUGUGAUAAACUGUAGCGAGAGAAGAGUCUUAAAAGGUAAAAGCCCUUUUUAUUAACUGGAGUUCCACCUGUAGCAGAGAGAACCGGUCAUACAUGCUUAUCUUCCCUGGAGGGAAAGGGGAAUGUAAGAAAUGACCUGGUGGAUGAACCUGCUCUGUUCAUAGGCUCCAGGACUCGGAAGGCCCAAGGCCUAUGGCCUGGGUUACAGGAUUGCGAUGUACACUUCCACUUGAAUACAGUCUCAGAAAGUUUUUUCGAAGUCAGAACUGCCAUUUCUAAUUCUCUAAAGAGUUAGGCAUUUUAAAGAGGGAAAGCAUCAGUAGGCACACUUCAGAGAUGAUCUUUUGUAAAGCAGUGGCUCUAAAAAGCACUGGAACUCUGUAGUUUCCUCUGCCCCCACCCUGCCCCACAACUCGUAGUGGCCGUGAAGUUUCUGUUUUCCAUUUGUUGCCCUUGUUUCUUUUUUUUUGUAUUCCACUCUUUUUCUGCCUUUUGCUUUGUUUUGUUUAAUUGAGUAUUUUAUGUGAUUCCAUUUGCUCUCCUCUCUCAGCAUAUCAGUUAUACUUAUUUUUUAAAUAUUCUUACUGGUUUCCCUAGAGUUUGCAAUAUACAUUUACAGCUAAUAAAAGUCUACUUUCAAAUAAACUCUACUGCUUCAUGGGUCGUGUGAGUACCUUAUAGCAGAAUAUAUCUAAGGCCUCCCUCCUGUCCCUUAUCACACGCUGCCAAUUCAUUUUACUUACUAAUAAGCUACAAUCACUGAGUGCAUUGUUGCUAUUAUGAUUUUAAACAAACCAUUUUCUGUUAGGUCAAUUAAGAAGAAAAACAAAACAUUUUACCAUGAUUUAUUCCUUUUUUAAUGCUCUUUCCUUCUUUAUAUAGAUGAGUUUUUUACCUGUAUCAUUUCCCUUCUCUCUAAAGAACUUCUUUCAACAUUUCCUGCAAGGCAUGUCUAAUUAGGGCUCUGAGCCAAGGUGAUAAGCGUGACACAUUCUCUCAGCAUUUCUUUGCCUUCGAAAGUCUGUAGUUUUUCUUCACUUUGAAGGAUCAUUCCACUGGAUGUAGAAUUCUGUGUUAGUGGGGUUCUUUCAACACUUCAAAUAUUUCACUCCACUUUCUUCUUACUUGCAUGGUUUCUGAAGAAAAGUCAAAUGUAAUUCUUGUCCCUUCUCUCCAAAGUAGAAUCCAUAAAAUUGCUUCUUAGGUCAGUACUUGGGCUUUUAAAAUUCACCAGUUAUAUUUGCAGUAUAUCUACAACUACUCUUAUAACAAGAACACUUUUAAAACAAUUCUUAUAGGAAAUACCUUAAAAUAAUUUUGUGGCACACUGGACUGCUUAAAGAGACAGCAAAGAUGAAAAACAAUGUACACCAGUAUUACACUACUUAGCAAUUCAACUUUUAAGAAUCUACACAAGAGAAAUAAAAACAUUUCCCCACAAAAAUUUGUAUGCUAAUAUUCAUAAGAGCCAAAAUGUGAACACUACACAAAACCAAUCAACCGAUGAAAGUAUAAACAAAACAUUGCACAUAUGCACAAUGGAAUGCUACCCAACAAUAAAAAGAACACACCACUGAUACAUGCUGCAACAUACACAAACUUGAAAAACAU